AUGGGAUUAUAUAAUGUAUCGGAUCCUAUCAGGUGCAAAAUUUUUCCCACAACCCUAAAGGAAAGUGCUCAAAAGUGGUAUGAGAGCUUGCUAGAUGGCUCUAUAUAUGAUUUUGCUAUGCUUACUGAACUAUUCAAAGCUCAAUUCAUCACUAGCAUUCCUCCAAAGAAGAGAUUGAGUGAUUUGAAGAAGUGUAUUCAGAGGCCUGAUGAGAGUUUAAAGGACUUCGUGGAGAGGUUCAAUAGGAAAGCUGUCCAAGUAGAAAAGCUUAACCAGGACACAACUAUUGAUGUAAUGAUCGACAAUACCUGUAUGAACAAGUUCAAAGAUUUGCUAACUAUCGACCUAACAGAGUCAUAUGCCAAGCUCAUGGACCGAGCUUAUAAUUUUAUCAAAAUGGAUGAAGAUUACCGACUGGGAAGGAGAACCGAUUAUGAUAAUCGAUCAAGAGGCAAAUCUGACCAACCUAAGCAGGGUCCAGGGAUGACAAAAGAGAGGGUGACUCAAGGAGCAACAGUGAGAAAGACUUUAUUUAUUUAA
This is a messenger RNA of Ricinus communis (castor bean), 540 nucleotides long. RefSeq lists its product as uncharacterized. The transcript has a single exon. NCBI's taxonomy places the organism in Eukaryota, Viridiplantae, Streptophyta, Magnoliopsida, Malpighiales, Euphorbiaceae. Bases 1 to 540 code for a protein of 179 amino acids. The record is from RefSeq and is a predicted model, not a curated record.